AUGUCUCUCCUUCAUAACGAAGACUUUACGAUAUGGCAACUGCGCACAUCUUACCUUUCCACGAUCAAGGAUGGAAUCGGCGAUAGGCUUAUCAAUGUGAACCACUCCGUCCUCAGCACCCCGGGCUUCCGCGCGGCAGGCUGGUCGACAACCUCCGCAAACAGCACGACUCAACUGGCCAGCAGUAUCAAACGGACAUACUCUCCUCCUAUUCCUACAACCACCGCGGUGUCAUCUGAAUACUACAACAUAAGCACUCGGAAUGCGAAUGAUUCCCGGGGUUUUGGGUUCGGCGAGGACGGCGAUGAGGAUGAGGGCGGUAUGGUUACGGGAAGAGCAACGGGGGACAUGGUCGCGCGGCGCAAUCCGUUGCGGAGUGAGAAACGAGUGCACCGAAGGGAUCGUCAGCAACGGGAACAGCAGAAGGCGAGGGAGAUCGAGGAGGAGGAUAGCAGUGACUUAAGCGACGAAAGUGAUGAUGAUGGAGAUGGAUCACAGAGAGCGAGUGAACAGAUAAAGUUCACCAAAGUACCAGUGCGGAUCAGAGCGGACUCAUCGCCCAUCAGGGCGACAGAUCGACAGGAAAGGCCCCAGGUCAUGGUCACGUCCCCGUCGCAUCCAUCAAUGAAUAGUCAUUACCGCACCGGCUCUUUAGGGACGGCCCCCAGUGUUAAUGAGCGCCCACGACGAGAUACAACAACGACUAUGACUAGUAGCGAUAUGUCCUCGGAUCAUGAGACUGAUCCGUCGGGAGUCAGAAGGCGUCAGAUUCAAUUUUCUGGGCAUGAUCAGGUGAUAGGGCCAUCUGAUAUUGGGAAAGCUAGCAGCGAGGGACUCGAGCAGCUGGAUGAGCAAAUAGAGGACUCCGACGCUGGAUCAGUGGAAAGUACGAUAUCGUCGGAGUUUGAUGCUACUGCUGGCUCUGCGUCGCUCCUUGGAGGCGUCGGCAUUACUGGGCCACUAGACUCGUCAUCACCAAUGGCUUUGAUGCACAAAUUACCACAUGGACCGGGCUCUCAAAACGCAUCUCCAAGGAAGCUCAGAACGCCUGCGCCUGAGUUACAGGAUCUACCACCGCCCCGACCGAUUAGCACGCUGCAGCCCGUCAGUUUGCUUUCCAAAGCCCUCAACGCUCGCAAACGGGCACCGUCAAACCCUGUGGAGAAGUUUGCUGUGCUUUCCGGUAAAGGCCUUACUGAUGCUUUGAACAUCCGAUUAUAUGUCCCAUUUUCCUCCGACCCCGAAGAUCCGCUCGACUUGCCGCUGGCUCGCCAGUCGAAACUAGCGGAGCAGCCGGCCCCGGUUACUGUCACCGAAGCGAUCGGGCUUGCCCUUUGGCGAUAUGCUGAAGAGCGGCGAGAACCACCUAUCGAGCGUGACAAGUUAACAGUGAACAGGUGGACUCUCCGGAUGGUGGAAGAUGGUGAAGUCGAAUAUGAUUUCCCGCCACUGGGCAGAGCUUCAGCGAUAUCCGAUUUCACAUCGAAUAACAACCGAGCAGCUGGGAUGCGCGGCCGAUCGAGGGGAAAGCAAUACGACGAGUUUGCUCUGGUCGAGGCUUCUGACUCGGAGUUUGAAGAGAAUGAGCGCCUGUAUCCAGAAAACAACAUCUCCACGUCUGCUGAAGAGACGGUCGAUACGCCAACCGUAGCAGCGGCAAACCAACCCAUUCCGCAGAGUAAAGCGCCUCGCCCGAACCCAAUCCUUGGACAACCAUUCUCUUCAGCAUUGAAUGAUACUACCCUUACGCCAGCUGAUCGCCCAGCGGUACCCGUUUCUCAUGCUACACCCCGUUUAGGUGUUUCAAAGACGCUUAAGAUUCGGUUCAUCAACGUAGAAGCGUCGACACAAGUCACAACGCUCAAUACUUCAACAGAUAGCUAUAUCGCGGAGAUUCUCGAUUCGGUCUGCAAGCGAUGGGGCUUGGACAAAGGGAACUACUUGCUCAAAGUCAUGGGCUCGAACACAAUUGCGCCGCUGGAUCGCACCGUUGAGGCAUUAGGCAAUAUCACAGAGCUUGACCUUGUUCGCCGACGCUUCGGGCCGCAAUUGACAGGUUCUCCUGUAAGCUCUUCGCCAAACGCACCGCUUAUGAUUGAAAAUCCGAUUGCGCCUAGCAAAAAGGGGAAGAAAAGUGGGCAGCGCAUGCUGCAUCCGCUUGCCCAAAAGCAGGACCUCGUCGGAGGAAAUUACCGACGGUACUACGUACUUCGCAAGCAGUCGAUGGGCUUCACGACGUCACUUCAUCGGGUUAUCACAUUCGACAACGAUUAUAUGCACAUCAUGCCCGCAGAUACGGGCAAAAAUGGUUCAGAUACUAAGACGCGGUCGAUCAACUUCAAUGAUGUUGUCGGCUGCAAAGUAAGCCGACGGCAUCCGAAAAACUUCCGUGUGGUCGUACUCCGAGGGAACGAUGCGACGGAGCAGAAGCGAUAUGACUUUGAGGCGCGAAAUGCCGUUGAAGCAGAUGAAAUUGUGGACGAGAUCAAGAAGAACAUGGCGCAUUAUCGGACUUGA
Messenger RNA from Aspergillus calidoustus, 2517 nucleotides. NCBI's taxonomy places the organism in Eukaryota, Fungi, Ascomycota, Eurotiomycetes, Eurotiales, Aspergillaceae. The record is from the annotation of a GenBank genome assembly.